Messenger RNA from Malaya genurostris, 312 nucleotides. RefSeq names its product histone H4. The transcript has a single exon. The coding region runs from base 1 to 312 and encodes 103 amino acids. Gene Ontology annotation, molecular function: structural constituent of chromatin; protein heterodimerization activity; DNA binding. Gene Ontology annotation, cellular component: nucleosome. The record is from RefSeq and is a predicted model, not a curated record. Gene Ontology annotation, biological process: nucleosome assembly. Lineage: Eukaryota; Metazoa; Arthropoda; Insecta; Diptera; Culicidae.
AUGACUGGUCGCGGCAAAGGAGGAAAGGGACUCGGAAAAGGAGGCGCCAAGCGUCAUCGUAAAGUGCUUCGUGAUAACAUCCAGGGAAUUACCAAGCCCGCUAUCCGUCGUCUGGCUCGUCGUGGUGGUGUCAAGCGUAUCUCCGGUCUGAUCUAUGAGGAAACUCGUGGAGUGCUGAAGGUGUUCCUGGAAAAUGUGAUCCGAGAUGCAGUAACCUACACUGAACACGCCAAGCGCAAGACCGUCACCGCCAUGGAUGUCGUGUAUGCUCUGAAGCGACAGGGUCGCACUCUGUAUGGUUUCGGAGGUUAA